GUAGAGAGAGAGAGAGAGAGAGAGAGAGAGAGAGGAAGAGGCGUUCUAACAGUGAGAGCGGAAGGUAGCGAAGGGCGAAGGCGGAGAAACAAAUGGAUCCAGACGCUUUGUCGAAAGCAUUCGUGGAGCAUUACUACUCCACCUUCGAUACCAGUCGCGCUGGUUUAGCUAACCUUUACCAAGAGACUUCCAUGUUGACUUUUGAAGGUCAGAAGAUCCAAGGCUCUCAGAACAUCGUUAACAAGCUCACAUCUCUCCCUUUCCAGCAGUGCAAACAUACCAUCACCACCGUCGAUUGCCAGCCUUCUGGACCUGCCGGCGGUAUGCUCGUCUUUGUCAGCGGCAAUCUCCAACUUUCCGGAGAGCAACACGCUCUUAAGUUCAGUCAGAUGUUCCAUUUGAUGCCAACAGCACAAGGAAGCUUUUAUGUGUACAAUGACAUAUUCCGCUUGAACUAUGCUUGAGGUUUGGUUUGAUUUGAUUUGGGUCUGUAUGUCUACAACUACAACCAAAGGUGGGCCCAAUUCCAGAAUGUGGUUAUUUACUUUUUGGUGUUUUUAAGAUAUCAUUGAACCAUCCGAAAGAAACUUCUAUUUUAUGACUCUUGCCUAUUUGAUAACUGUAAUUUGAUGAAUUGGUUUGGUUGUAUAUGGCUUGGCUUGGCUACUUGUUAAAUGUUGUUGAAAUUAAGCACACACUAC
Molecule: messenger RNA, 701 nt
Organism: Lactuca virosa
Lineage: Eukaryota; Viridiplantae; Streptophyta; Magnoliopsida; Asterales; Asteraceae
Source: the annotation of a GenBank genome assembly